This is a messenger RNA of Solanum pennellii, 1324 nucleotides long. Its product is annotated as probable enoyl-CoA hydratase 1, peroxisomal. The transcript has 3 exons. The record is from RefSeq and is a predicted model, not a curated record. Gene Ontology annotation, cellular component: peroxisome. Bases 89 to 859 code for a protein of 256 amino acids. NCBI's taxonomy places the organism in Eukaryota, Viridiplantae, Streptophyta, Magnoliopsida, Solanales, Solanaceae.
AUUUGUUGAACAUAUAUCCAUCCAUUUUCAUUAUAUAACUUUUACAUAUCUGUGUACACUUGAUUUGAGAUCCAGUAGAAUCAAUCACAUGGAGAAAUCAUCACCGGAAAAGCUUAUACUGGUUACUCACGAAGCCGGCGGGAUUGCGUGUAUCACAAUCAACCGACCUCACUCCCUGAAUUCUCUCACUAAGUCAAUGAUGACCGAUCUUGCUCGGAUUUUCAAGUCUCUGGACGCAGAUGAUUCGGUUCGGGUCAUUAUACUCACCGGAUCGGGUCGAUCGUUCUGCUCCGGUAUUGACCUGACGGCGGCGGAAGACGUGUUUAAGGGUGACUUCAGGGAUAUGGAGACUGAUCCGGUGUUCCAAAUGGAGCGAUGUAGGAAGCCAAUUAUUGGGGCUGUUGCUGGAUUUGCUGUUACUGGCGGUUUUGAGAUUUCUCUCGCUUGUGAUAUCUUGGUUGCCUCCAAAGAUGCUAAAUUUUUGGAUACUCAUGCUAGGUUUGGGAUAUUUCCUUCUUGGGGUCUAUCACAGAAACUAUCUCGAAUUAUUGGACCCAGCCGAGCUCGUGAAGUGUCCUUAACUGCAACACCUAUCAACGCAGAACAGGCUGAGAGAUGGGGCUUGGUAAAUUAUGUUGUUGACAGAAGUGAACUUUUGAACAAAGCUAGGCAAAUUGCAGAAGCCAUCAUCAAGAACAACCAAGACUUGGUUUUGAGGUACAAGGCAGUUAUCAAUGAUGGGUUCAAACAUGACUUGACCCGAGCGCUUGCUCUUGAGAAGGAGAGGGCUCACGAGAAUCUUUAUAUAUUGGAAAAAGAAAUAACUUAUAAAUUGCUCAUUUUCUUCUCAGUGAUCUGAUUUAUAGCCACAAAAACGUGAUGGGUGUUUAAGACCCAAGUUUAAAAGUCUUUUUUCUACUACUCUGUGCAUGGUCUUAAAUUCCAUAAGUUGCACGGUCUUAAAUUCCAUACGAAGUAAAUGGAGAGGUACAAGCCUCUGGCAUGGCCAUUCCCUUGCCCGUAUUCUCAAAUGCAGUAACUUGCCUAAAGUUGAAUAUCUGAGUAGUCUCCAACUUAAGUGAUCCACUUAAAUCUUUAAUAGUUCUUCUUUUAGAUGCGUUGAGGUUCUUUAUGAAGUCAUUUGUUCUUCAUUGUUAACCUGUUCAGCUACUGCCUGUGGUGUCAAAUAUUUAGAAACUAAUGAAUGAACUAGUACAAAUCCUGCAACCACCUUGUUGUCGCAUUACAUGCAAUUUGAAGUUCAGGCAUAACAUAGGUUAUUAGCAAUGUAUGUGGUCUAUUCCACUCAUGUGGGUGCGUUUGU